Molecule: messenger RNA, 879 nt
Organism: Camellia sinensis
Lineage: Eukaryota; Viridiplantae; Streptophyta; Magnoliopsida; Ericales; Theaceae
Source: RefSeq, a predicted model, not a curated record
AUGGAACCAGAUGUAUUUAUUAAUUUGUGCGAGGCACUUAAGGUAUAUGGUAAACUGGAACACUCACGUUAUCUAACUGUCCAAGAGCAAGUUUGUAUAUUUUUGCUAACAAUUGGUCUCAACGAACGAAAUCGUGUUGUCCAAGAGCGAUUCCAACAUUCUGGCCAGACCAUCUCCAAAUACUUCAACCGAGUCUUGAAGGCAGUGUGUAGGCUUGGUAAACAAGUUAUAAGGCCUCCAGAUUUUGAUGAGGUUCUUGUAGAAAUUCGACAUAAUCCACACUUCUACCCUUUUUUUAAGGAUUGUGUUGGAGCAAUUGAUGGUACCCACAUAUUUGCAAGGGUGCCAGCAUCAGAGCAAAUACCAUAUCGGGAUAAAUACUAUGUUGUUGACUCGGGUUAUACAAAUAUGCCUGGCUUUUUAUCGCCAUACCGUGGUGAGAGGUACCAUCUAAACGAGUUUCGUAUUCAACAUCGACAACCAAAAAACAAGAAGCAAAUGUUCAAUUACCGACAUUCCUCACUGCGCAAUGUGAUUAAGAGAUGCUUCGGUGUCUUGAAGGCUCGUUUUCCAAUUUUGAGAGACAUGCCUCCGUAUUCAACUAAGACACAGAGGUAUAUCCCCAUUGCAUGUUGUACAAUACACCACUGGAUAAGGAUACAUUCUCAAAGUGACACAUUGUUCGCUGAAUGGGCCAAUCUAGAUCGUAUCAUUGAAGAUGAUGUGCCUAGUAGAGGUGGUAGUAGCAGCUCGACACAUGCAGGAAGUAGUUCUCAGCAACCAAUUGACUUAGACAUUAGUCAACCUCAACUACGUCACAUGUCUGAUGUAAGGAAUCAAAUUGCUGGUCAAAUUUGGGAAUUUGUCGGAAACAAUUGA